This is a messenger RNA of Microdochium trichocladiopsis, 712 nucleotides long. RefSeq lists its product as uncharacterized. The transcript is spliced from 5 exons. Lineage: Eukaryota; Fungi; Ascomycota; Sordariomycetes; Xylariales; Microdochiaceae. The record is from RefSeq and is a predicted model, not a curated record. Bases 1 to 594 code for a protein of 197 amino acids.
AUGGUCACCGCACACAAGCAAUGCCUUCGCGAAUGGUCUACUGCGAAGCCAGUGUGCCCUAACUGUUUCGCUGACGUCAAGGCAGGAAAACGUGAGGACGGCACGUGUCUGCCCGACAAAGCGAGAAGACGAACGAGAUCCACCCCAGAAGUCUCAGAGGACUCACAAACAAGCAGUAGAUUCUACGCCAGCGGCCUGGACUCAAGGUUGGACCAAUCCGAUGUCGCAAUGCCUCUGGAACUCGCUCCCUGUGCAGGCCACGGCGAACGCUGCCCAGCCAACAUCAACUCGGCCACCUGCCGCGCUGCCCCUUUCACCUCGCCCAGCAGCCGGUCCACCAUCCCAGGCACGGCCGCUAGCCCACCCGGCGCAAACAACGGCCGGGCCCAGCACAACAAAUUAGUUCAGCUCCCCCGAGGAUUCGAAGCUGACAAGAAAGAAAUCGCUACCGCCAAUCCUGUCAAGUACCGUCAAGUCAUGGAGACGAAGGCCGCGAAGCGUGCCGAGUACCGUGAACCUAGGGGCGCCGGGCAUGAUUGUGGGAAGAACUGCAAGCCCGAUUGUCCGGGUAAGGGCAGUGCUGGCAAGAUCUAGCUCUCGGGGUGUUUUUAAGAAGUGGACACCUUAAAUAGAGAUGAGGCGAGGGCGGGCGGCAGCGAUAGCGGAGGCGAUAUACUUCCAUAUAUCGCUGUACUCUUGUCGUGGUAAAUUG